UUGUGGUCAGACGCGGGCGUUGUUUGAAAAGACAGGUGUAGUUGGCGUCGGUUUUGUUUUGCUUGUAUUUUCUUUGUGUAAACUUAAGUUAAAAAUGUACACACCCAAGCAGAAGAUCUUUGGCCAUGGCCGUGCACCCUCGCCGCACACCCCGAUCAGUUUCAGCCGAGAGUUGCGUCAAGUUCUGCAAGAAAGAAAUUUGCUCACAGCCAAGUCGCGCAGGAAAGUGUGCUCGAUGCUGGACAGCGCCUCCAGCAGUCCCAUUGGUUCGCCCAAUCCGGAUGCUGGCAAGCGCAUGGGCUUCCGUUUGCAGGCCAUACAGGAGAUUAUCACGUCGGAAAAGUCAUACUUGGAGCAACUGGAGCUGCUGAUGAACUAUUUCGUGCGUCCGUUAAAGGAGCAGGCCAUCAUCGACUGCUCCAACCAUACGUUGCUCUUCGGUCAGAUUGAGAUGAUCCACAAUUUGAAUGGAGAGUUUCUGCGAGAGCUGGAGGCCAACAUGGAGAAUGUGGCACAUGCCUUCCUCAAAAUGGCACCGUUCUUCAAGCUGUAUUCGGUCUACGCCUUCGAUUAUCGUGGUGCCCUGUUGAUUAUCCAGGAUUUGAUUCUGAAAAAUCCCGUGUUUAGAAAGUUUUUGGAGCAAACAGAGAGUCGUCCCGAGGUGCAGCGUAAGCUGAAUUCUUUGAUGAUCGUGCCAAUACAGCGUGUGCCCCGCUACAAGCUGUUGCUGGAGCAGGUCCUACUGUACACGAGUCCAGCGGAUGCCGACUACAAGUUGUUGAAGGAGUCUGUCAAAGAGAUCGAUGCCACUGCCGCGCACAUCAAUGCGUGCGUGGAGGAGCAGGAGGUUACCCAGUAUCUCAUCCAUUUGCAAAACUCCCUGGUGAAUCGCACACCAAACAUUGUCAAGCCCUCAAGGCGCGUGAUCAAAGAGGGGAUCCUCCAAAAGAUCACCCACAAGGGCACGGAAAUCAAGCGCUACUGUGUGCUCAUGUCGGACAUAUUUAUGUACUGCAAGCUCGUCAAGGAUCGGGCCCCAAACAGCGUCGUGGAGAACUCGCUUGAAUGCUGUUGCAUCUUUCCACUCAAGAAGUGCAAGGUGUUUGAAAUGCUGCCGGGCAACUUCAAAUUGACUUGCCAGAACGAUGGUAUUAUCUUUGGCAGUGGAGACUUACAGCUGUGCCGCACCUGGGUGAGUUUCAUACGCGAUGCCAUUGAUAUGCAUGUCCAGUGUCGCAAGACGCUGCGCAAGGACUCCAGCAAGAGGACACCUAUACGCAAAAAGGAUAUGAAGAAGUUCGGAGCUGAUUAUGUACUGAGUCCCAACAACAAGCGAAAAUGCGAGUACGAGACCGUUUUCCGCAAUAAGAAUCGCAGCACGGACUCUGAGGAUGAGACAGAGGAUACUGCUUGCUUUCCACGCAAACGCAAGGUGCCUAGCGCCAUCCUAAGAACUCCAAACACCGUCGGAAAUAUCGGAAAAUCUUCUUUAUAUAAAAAAACGAAUGGUUUGGCCCAGCCGCCACCACCACCACCACUGCCACCUGUUCAGUUGCGCCAUCAGCCGGGGACAGUGAGAAACUCCGUCUGCAAAGAGAAUCGCAUAUCCAAGCUGUACAAGAAGAUUGCCACAGGCGAUAAGGUUGCCAAUGUGCGUGGCAUACUGAAACGCAGCAAUGUGCCCGCUACGAGCUCUGACCACGAUCCCACCUACGGUUUUGCCAGUCGCUACUCCGACUCUAAAUCGUACUUUCGGGCUCACAACGUGGACAACACCAUACCCAGAGUAGUGAAGCGCGAGGAUCUGUUUAAUGGGGAAAAUAUGUUUUCUAUAAAUUCAGGCGGUGGCAGCCAGGCUUUAGGGCAGCGGAAGCAAGGCCAAGAAGAGAUGCUUUCACCGCCACAAAGAAAGCGGGUUAAGUUCGAUGACACCUUGGAUGAACUCUCGCCGGCUAAUGAGCAGAAACCUUUUGCCUUCACAAGCAGUACUGAAGCCGCUCCCAAGGCCACAUCCUUGCGCGAACGCAUCUAUGAUUUCUUUGCCAAUCUAUUCUAGAAUUAGAUCAGCGUAAACAUAAUCGUCGCAUUCAUCUUUUUCAUCAUCAAUAAAAACAUUUACAA
Drosophila obscura is the source of this 2121-nucleotide messenger RNA. RefSeq lists its product as uncharacterized. NCBI's taxonomy places the organism in Eukaryota, Metazoa, Arthropoda, Insecta, Diptera, Drosophilidae. Bases 95 to 2056 code for a protein of 653 amino acids. The record is from RefSeq and is a predicted model, not a curated record. The transcript is spliced from 4 exons. Gene Ontology annotation, cellular component: cytoplasm. Gene Ontology annotation, molecular function: guanyl-nucleotide exchange factor activity.